AUGGACAACUUGGCAAUGAAUUCCAGUCAGUAUGAGCUUGCUGAGCUGCGACAGAAUACCACAUUCACUGACGUCAUUUCACGGUUUUUAUUGAAAAUGCAUGAGGCUACAAAUAUCGAUAUGCCAGAGACUAACCCUGAAACUGUCCACCAAUGUUAUGGAGCAGUUAGUACAGAAAAUGUGAACAAAAUGCGAGAGGUCCCCAAUCUCCACCUGCUAUACUCUGUGUUUGGGAUGCUCAGCAAUGGCAACAGUACAAAUGAAGUGAAACAGUGCGAUGAGUACAGUUUAAACAGACUUCCGCUUUCAUUCACAAAGGGAGAAAAUUUUUCAUCCGCGUCGUAUAUUCCUGCUACCACACAACUCAGCCCUACACCAACUACCACAAUGGGGCAUGUUAAACGGCCUAUGAAUGCAUUCAUGGUAUGGUCACGUGGUCAGAGGAAGAAAAUGGCUCAAGCAAAUCCCAAAAUGCACAACUCGGAAAUCAGCAAGCGGUUGGGGGUGGAGUGGAAGCACUUGUCCGAGAUGGAGAAACGGCCGUUCAUUGACGAAGCAAAAAGACUUCGUGCAAGUCAUAUGAGAGCUUAUCCGGAUUACAAAUACCGACCAAGGCGUAAACCGAAGUUGAUCAACAAGAGAGAUAAAUGUGUCUAUUCAAUAUCAACCAUUCCCGGAGCCUCACUUAAUAGUUUCACUGGUACCCUACUACUAGUGGUGACCUCCACGUGA
Molecule: messenger RNA, 732 nt
Organism: Opisthorchis viverrini
Lineage: Eukaryota; Metazoa; Platyhelminthes; Trematoda; Opisthorchiida; Opisthorchiidae
Exons: 2
Coding region: 1-732 (243 amino acids)
Biological process (GO): cell differentiation; anatomical structure morphogenesis; regulation of DNA-templated transcription
Molecular function (GO): DNA-binding transcription factor activity, RNA polymerase II-specific; RNA polymerase II cis-regulatory region sequence-specific DNA binding
Source: RefSeq, a predicted model, not a curated record